Tachysurus fulvidraco (yellow catfish) is the source of this 2909-nucleotide messenger RNA. RefSeq names its product pejvakin (gene pjvk). Bases 389 to 1498 code for a protein of 369 amino acids. Gene Ontology annotation, cellular component: cytoplasm. Gene Ontology annotation, biological process: programmed cell death. The transcript is spliced from 6 exons. Lineage: Eukaryota; Metazoa; Chordata; Actinopteri; Siluriformes; Bagridae. The record is from RefSeq and is a predicted model, not a curated record.
UAAUCGAUAAUCGAUAACAGGAUUCCUACGUCGUUAUGAAGUGACGUUCUCGGAUUUCACACUCAGACUUUGUUAGAUGUUGGAUGUUAAACGGAACAAAGUCUUUUGUGGUAAGAAUUAUUGAAUGCAGUAAUGCCGUAGGUCAAACGUAAAGACUUCGAUGCGGUCUGAAGCUGACAAGACUGGACAGUGAAGAACACGAUGCAUUUGACAGGACAGGCUUAUCAGAUUUCUUUCUGUUCAUUAUUUAUCACUUGUGCCUGAGUGGCCAAUGCGCAUUCUCGUUCUCUUUCUCCUCACUAACAGCCACUGGGAAGCAAACAUGCUGCACAUAUAACGCUGAUUACUGAUGCUUUGAUCCGACGUUUCGAGGUCAUGAGUUUUUGCUAUGUUUGCAGCAGCCACUAAGAACUUUGUGAAGCAGGUCGGGGACACCGGGCAUCUGAUACCCGUCCCGAGCCUCAGCGAAGCCGACCGAUAUCAACCUCUCAGCCUGGUGACUAAGAAGAGAAGAAGGCAUUUCUGGAAGAAGACAAAAUAUGCCUCGACACCGUUCUCGCUCAAGGACAUACUCGUGGGAGAAAAGGAGAUCACUGCAGGAGUGUCCUCUUACCAACUUCUCAACUAUGAAGACAAGUCAGAUGUGUCUCUGAACGGACGCUUGGGCAACCAUCUGAUUCACGAAGUGGGCGUCAACAUCAGCGGGUCGGACUCUGUGGCGGUCAAAGCGUCCUUUGGGGUUGUGACCAAACAUGAGGUGGAGGUCCCGACCUUACUACGGGAGCUGAACUCCAGGAAAGUUGACCUGGAUCACUGUCUGAUCCGUCAGUCUAAAGACAGUGGGCGCACCGUACUGUGCGUCGUCAUGGAGAGCAUUCGCACCACGCGACAAUGUUCUCUCACUGUUCACGCUGGCAUGCGUGGCGCUACCAUGCGGUUUCAGAUAGACGACAUCCAUAAUCCCAAAGGCCGUGACAAAUCCAUCGUAAUUCCUGCCCACACCACCAUAGCCUUCAGCAUAUUUGAUCUUUACGUUCGUCUGGAUGGACGUCUCGAUAUCUGUGUAGCACCGGGGUCAGUUGGAGGCUUUGAGAGAGAGCAGAUGCGCGAGCAGAUCGGUGGAUUCUUCGGCAGGUUCUCGGUCGGCAGGUUGCGAAGGUUCUUCUCGGGAAUCAUUUAUGGGAAUCCCUUCAGAGCAGACGACAGAACAUUCGAGGAGCUCACGCACUCUGACCUGUACAUGGAUGACGUGGCGGAUUACUACGAGAAGGCGGCCAGCAUGACCGACCUUUCCUCAUCGUACAUGCGUGAGGACAAGCACACUCGAGUCAACCUGCUCAACCAUAACAUCCCCAAAGGCCUGUGUGCGCUCUGUAGCAUGUCCCACCAGCGCAGAGAGACCGUCUACGGUUGCCUCGAGUGCUCGUCUGGUGGGCAGAAGUACGUGCGCUUACACGCCGUGCCGUGUUUUGACCUGUGGCACAAAAGCUUACGCUGAGGACUGCCGAAGGAUUACAGAGUGUGGACGCUCUUUUAUAUUUAGAAGGUCUAGGAUUAGUACAGAAACCAGCCGUCUGGGUCAUGAAAAUUCCACGUGUGUCUUUAGUUUAAAGUUGUCUAGCACUUUUAACAAGCUUUGCAGAAAUCCGGAUCCCUAAAGAACGAGGCAGAGAUGGCGAGAAACAACUUCCUUGAGAGAAACCAGAUCCGAAGACGGAACCCGUCGUCUUCUGGGUGACUACAGAACAGGACGGUCUUCAUAAUUACUUGACUUGGACAUACACUAGAUUUAAGGAAGUGUAUAAUCUUUAGCUUGUACAUGUGGGACCUGUACUGUAUGUUCAGUAUUAAACCUGGUUCAGGGCUAAACUUCAGCAUGUUAAACACAACCUCACAAAACUGCCAUGUAAAAACAUUUUUUUAGAAGAACUUGUUACUAGAACGUUGGUGCUCAUCAUAUUGUUUACACAGGGAUCCAGAUCUUUCUCAGAGAUCAUAUAUGGGACGGUAGAUCCUCUUACACUCCCAUGAGCACCAGCUUCUGGUGUCUCCAUCACACACACACACACACACAUACACACUCAGCUGUGUGAAUAAUUAAGUGACAGUGAUAAAUAAACCAGUGGAUCACAUAAAAGCAGGGCAGGAAAUGGACGGUCUUAUUUCAGGUGAGAACCGGGUCGUGUUUUUGUUUCCACUCCAAAUUCAGGGCAGGUUUAUCCCUUAAGUGAAAGCCCAAGCAGGAAAAAGUUACUAAAGUGAGCAUUACAGACAGGUAAACCUAGAUCAAGCAGAACUUUCUAGGACCAACAUGGUGUCUGUGUAGCUCUGUAAGAAACCCCGAUUUUUCUAGAUCCAUAUUCGUAGUGAAAUUGCUGUGGCACUAAUCCAUCACAAGACGUCCCCGUUAUAGGAAAAUAACGAGCUUCGUCGUCGAUCUUUUCCUACGAAGACAGAAUCGUUAGUGCUCUCUACCACAAGCUUAACUCUCCUCCUCAUCCUCAGCCAUUUUUCAUUUUUUUUUCAGUGUGUUGUGCUGGAAUUCUGUUAGCUGAAACGAAUGCAGUGCGUCGAGUUAAGCCUGAAAUAGUGUUUACUGUUCAUUCAGGGGAGUUUGUUGUGUAUCGUAUCAAUGUUUUCUUUAGCUGCUGUGUCUCAUAUUAAAAAAAGAACUAAUAAACAUACAGUUUGCCUGAAUAAAAAAAAAGUUAAAAUUUGUUUUUACAAGUCGGUCCAACAGAAUGGAUGCCCUUAUAAUGACACACACUUGGCGGCGCCACCUAGUGGCGAAAUAUUGUCGGUGCAUCUAUUGUGCAGUACAAGGGUUUGCACAUGCCAGUGUUUGUAGGUGGUAAAUGUUCUUCAGUUUGAAUUUACAAGAAAACACGUGAAGAAAACAAUUAUUCAAA